This is a messenger RNA of Trypanosoma rangeli, 1158 nucleotides long. Its product is annotated as glycerol dehydrogenase. The transcript has a single exon. The coding region runs from base 1 to 1158 and encodes 385 amino acids. Lineage: Eukaryota; Euglenozoa; Kinetoplastea; Trypanosomatida; Trypanosomatidae. Gene Ontology annotation, cellular component: cytosol. Gene Ontology annotation, molecular function: metal ion binding; oxidoreductase activity, acting on CH-OH group of donors. The record is from RefSeq and is a predicted model, not a curated record.
AUGUUGCGCUUUUUUGGGCCCCGUCUGUUUGCCGCCACGUCCACGCUGCUCUCUCAGAUGCCUGUUGGUAUUACAACUUCCAUAUUUCCUGCCCGUUGUGUUCAGGGGCCUGGUGCGCUGAACUUGCUGGGUGAUGAGCUUCUACGCCUCGGCAAGAAGGCCCUCGUGAUACAGGACCCCCUGGUUGAACAGUUGUACGGGGAACAGUUGGAGAGCGUGUUGAAGGGAAAGGUGACCACUGUUAUGGAGGUUUUAAAGGCAACUGUUUGUGAUGACGAGAUCAAACGCAUUUCAAGGCACAAAGAUGUGGACCUCGUCGUGGGUAUUGGCGGAGGGUGCACGUUGGAUACAAGCAAGGCAGUUGGGUACGAACUGAAAGUUCCCACAGCAGUGGUUCCGACAUUGGCGGCUUCAGACGCUCCUUGCAGCGCCCUUGCAGUGAUCUAUACGAAGGACAAGAAAUUUGACCGCUACCUCUUUGUCCCAUAUAAUCCCAGUCUGGUGCUUGUUGACACUGAGAUUGUUGCUAAAGCUCCUGUGCGGUUGCUUGUGUCAGGAAUGGGCGAUGCACUCGCUACCUGGUUUGAGGCGGAAUCGUGCGCUCUUGGCCACAGGCCCAACAUGACGGGCCGUCUCGGCUCGGCCCUGGGGUUGAGCCUUGCCCGUCUGUGCUACGAAACGCUGCUGGAGUAUGGCGUGCUGGCCAAGCAGGCUUGUGAAUGCGGACUUACUUGCCCUGCUUUGGAGCGGGUGGUCGAGGCUAACACAUUUCUUUCCGGUAUUGGGUUUGAGAGUGCGGGGCUUGGUGCGGCACAUGCCAUUCACAACGGUCUGAUGCAAAUUCCUGAGGCGCACGACUGCUGGCACGGUGAGAGGGUUACCAUUGGCCUCUUGGCAAGCCUCCUGCUCACCAACAGACCGCCGCACGUGUUUGACACUGUCUAUAAUUUUUGCGAGAGCGUUGGGCUGCCAACGAAGCUUGCAGACAUUGGGUGCGCCGGGGUCAGCGACGAGAUGCUUUUGAAGGCGGCAACAUCGGCGUGCGCCCCAGACGAUACUAUGCAGAACGAGGCUGGAACUAUGACACCCACCGCUGUCUUCAACGCACUGAAGGUCGCCGAUUACAUCGGUUGCUCCCGCUCACGAACGAAAUGUUAG